AUGGUUAGAAUAAAACAGAGAUACAUCCUAUUCGAUAUCUUAUAUGCUCCAUCAGCUGAUGAUAGAAUUACAUCAAGAGAAGAUUUCAAUGAAUUCAGUCAAUCUGAACUGAAUGCAUUGCUUUCAUUACAUCAAUCAUCACCAUCAUCAAUAAGUCAAAAAGCCCUAGUUCUGGCUAUACGGAAAAGUUUACAAACGCAUUUUGGAGAUUUCGGAGUAGGAUGUGCAGGAAUGCAAUUGCAAGUUAAAUAUUUUUCCAAUAAGACAUCUACAGGAAUAGUUCGAUGUGGUAGAGGUCAUUUUGAAUUGGUGGUGGCUGCACUUGCUUUGAUUCAAAGAAUAGAAGAUCAAAAUGUGAUAAUACGAUGUACACAUGUAAGUGGAACGAUUAAAAAGUGCGAACAAUAUUCUAUUAAAAAAACUAAAGAGUUGAUGCAUUUGGUUAGCAGAAGUGAAAAACAAGGUAUAUCUAAAUGGAUGUCUAGUUUUAAGGAGAGUGAUGAUAUAAAUAUAAUAUCAGAUCAUGAUCGAGAUGAUGACAAUUAG
This is a messenger RNA of Hemisphaericaspora subhashii, 546 nucleotides long. RefSeq names its product RNA-binding protein. Gene Ontology annotation, molecular function: ribonuclease P RNA binding. Lineage: Eukaryota; Fungi; Ascomycota; Pichiomycetes; Serinales; Debaryomycetaceae. Gene Ontology annotation, biological process: tRNA 5'-leader removal. Gene Ontology annotation, cellular component: ribonuclease P complex. The record is from RefSeq and is a predicted model, not a curated record. Bases 1 to 546 code for a protein of 181 amino acids. The transcript has a single exon.